Molecule: messenger RNA, 741 nt
Organism: Solanum tuberosum (potato)
Lineage: Eukaryota; Viridiplantae; Streptophyta; Magnoliopsida; Solanales; Solanaceae
Exons: 2
Coding region: 1-741 (246 amino acids)
Source: RefSeq, a predicted model, not a curated record
AUGGAGAUUGAGACUGCAAAAGGAAGUGAUAAUCUAAGUGAUGAAUUUGAAGAAGUAGGUCCUUCUAAGCGAUUUAAGGGGGUUGGAUAUCCCUCUCCUACUAAGGAAUCCGAGGUUCAGCAUUUGUCUCAUGCAGCAACUUCCAAGGGGAAGGAGAAGAAAUUGAAGCCCAGUUUGUCUGCUGAAGAGAGCUUGCAGAACACAGAACAGGAAGCUGAGACUGCAAAUGAAAGAGUGGAUGUACCUUUAAAAGGAAGUGUUGAUCUUCCCUCAGAUGUAGGGCCUUCUACUAUGACUGAGCCAAAAACAUUUGAAUGUGCAGAUCCAGAUUUUAGUGAUUUUGACAAGGACAAGGAAGAAUCUUGCUUUAAGGUUGGGCAAGUAUGGGCUGUUUAUGAUACUCUGGAUGCCAUGCCUAGAUUCUAUGCAAUCAUCAGGAAGAUUUUAUCUCCUGCAUUUAAGUUGCGCAUAACUUGGUUAGAACCGGAUCCGCUGAAUGAAGAUGAAACCAAAUGGCUAUCUGAGGGCCUUCCAGCUUCUUGUGUUCUCGUCUUGAGAGCAAAGAAGAAGUUCAACUAUGAGUUUGUUGAGGUCUUGUCAGACCGUGCUGAUGCUAUUGGUGUGCAUGUUGCAUACUUGGUUAAAGCCAAAGGCUUCACUUGUCUUUUUCAUCGAGCAGGAGACCCAUUUCUAGUUCCUGCAAAGGAGAUGCUUAGAUUCUCUCAUAGAGUUCCUCUUUAA